GGGCGCGGGCCCGGGUGAGAGAGCGGUGAGUCCGCUCCGAGCUGCGCGGGGUCCGACGGGCCCGGGGGCUCGGCCGGCAGCCCCGAGGGGCGGCAGCGCCGGCGGCAUGGAGCAAGCAGCGCCUAAGAGCAAACUGAAAAAGCUAAGUGAAGACAGUUUAACUAAGCAGCCUGAAGAAGUCUUUGAUGUUCUGGAGAAACUUGGUGAAGGGUCUUAUGGUAGCGUGUUUAAAGCAAUACACAAAGAGUCUGGACAAGUUGUAGCAAUCAAACAGGUCCCUGUGGAGUCAGAUCUUCAAGAAAUAAUUAAAGAAAUCUCUAUAAUGCAACAAUGUGACAGUCCCUAUGUUGUCAAGUACUAUGGCAGCUACUUUAAGAACACAGAUCUAUGGAUUGUUAUGGAAUAUUGUGGAGCUGGCUCUGUUUCGGACAUAAUUAGACUGCGUAAUAAAACGCUAACAGAAGAUGAAAUUGCAACUAUUCUGAAAUCUACUCUUAAAGGACUUGAAUAUUUGCACUUUAUGAGAAAAAUACAUAGAGAUAUAAAAGCUGGAAACAUCCUUCUUAACACCGAGGGACAUGCAAAAUUAGCUGAUUUUGGUGUGGCUGGCCAGUUAACAGAUACCAUGGCAAAACGUAAUACUGUUAUAGGAACUCCAUUUUGGAUGGCUCCUGAAGUAAUACAAGAGAUUGGCUAUAACUGUGUGGCAGACAUCUGGUCCCUUGGUAUCACUUCAAUAGAAAUGGCUGAAGGAAAGCCUCCAUAUGCUGAUAUUCACCCAAUGAGGGCUAUUUUUAUGAUUCCUACAAAUCCCCCUCCAACCUUCCGGAAGCCAGAACUCUGGUCUGAUGAAUUCACUGAUUUUGUGAAGAAAUGCUUAGUGAAAAAUCCUGAACAAAGGGCUACAGCAACCCAGCUGCUACAGCAUACAUUUAUUAAGAAUGCUAAGCCAGUUUCAAUUUUAAGGGACCUGAUAACUGAAGCUAUGGAGAUAAAGGCAAAGCGACAUGAGGAACAGCAGAGAGAACUGGAAGAGGAGGAAGAAAAUUCGGAUGAAGAUGAGUUGGACUCUCACACUAUGGUAAAGACCAACUCAGAGAGCGCUGGUACUAUGAGAGCCACAAGUACGAUGAGUGAAGGCGCCCAGACAAUGAUUGAACACAACAGCACUAUGUUAGAAUCAGACCUGGGGACCAUGGUAAUAAAUAGCGAUGAUGAUGAAGAGGAAGAUGGGACCAUGAAACGAAAUGCUACUUCACCGCAAGUUCAAAGACCUUCUUUCAUGGACUACUUUGAUAAACAAGAUUCCAAGAAUAAAAGCCCUGAAAACUGUAAUCAGAACAUGCAUGAACCUUACCACAUAUCCAAAAACGUUUUCCCUGAUAACUGGAAGGUCCCUCAAGAUGGAGACUUUGAUUUUUUAAAGAAUCUGAGUUUGGAAGAAUUACAGAUGAGAUUAAAAGCUUUGGACCCUAUGAUGGAACGAGAAAUUGAGGAGCUUCGUCAGAGGUACACUGCAAAGAGGCAACCCAUCCUAGAUGCGAUGGAUGCAAAGAAACGGAGGCAGCAAAAUUUCUGAGUUAGUUUUACUUUCAGAGGUAAUAAUAUGAGUCACUGUGGACACUGGUGGCUUUGUAACAGUCUGAAGGAAUUGGAUUAUGAGAGUUUUCAAAAACCCAGUCUGUUGAAAUUUCCUUCACGAGCAAUGACAAUUGGAGCAGUGAAAGAAUAUAUAUAUGGUGUUCUGCAAAGGCAGAGAAACACAUCACCACUUGUUUGCAUUUUCAAAUGUUUAAUGUAAUACAAGUUUAAUCUGUUGCUUCCCAAUCUUUUUCAGGUGUAUAGUGGUAAUUUGGUGUUGUACAUUGGGAAUUGUGUUUUGGAGCACCUGGAAUGAUUUCUUGAUUGUGCAACACUACCGAGCCUUAUAUUGCAAUGUAUUUUUCUUCCCCUUAAGUAGCAUAUUUAUUAUGUAAUCUUUGGUUAUCCUAUUUAUUUUAUGCCUGUUUCCUUUUAUGUUGGGAAGUAUUAGGAUAAUAUUGUGGAGAGCAGAGUCAGAUUAGAUAAAAUUGGUAUUAUAGUAUAAUGAGAAGUUGCUCACCACUCUGUUAUCUUUUAACAAUUUCCAAUUUCAGCAAACAUCCCAAUUCAGGACAGCACUUGAACAUGUAUCCGGCCGAUUUGUAUCAGUAGGAUUUAAGCAGAAAGUAAGUAACAGGCACAUGUUUUUCUGCUCUCCUGAAUCAGGGACUGUGGUUGUAGUUGAGCAGUACAGUUGUUACACUACAGAGGAUUUUUAGAGAGUGUUUCUGUCAUUUCUACGCACACUGAGUCAGCUGUCAUUAAACAAGAAAACAAGUGCCUAAUCAGUUUUGAUUUUUGUUAUUCAGAAGAAGCAAUACUUGCAGUCACUCCUUCAGAGUAAACUUCCAAUUGCUAUUGCAGUUCUGACCAGUAUAAACCUCUAUUUUGCACCAUAGUUUUAUAAUGAAGUAACAGCUACAGUUUUUGGAUGUUUUUUUGGUUCAUUUGGGUUUCUUUGUCACUGUUUUGAGGGGAGAGGGGAGUUAUUAGUGGUUUGGGUUUGUUUUGUUUUCACAUUAUAGAUACAAAGGGAUAGUAAUUUAAAAGCCAAAGAAAAUAAAAUUAAUACUUAUAUUUAAUAAGUAUAGAAAAGAAGCAACAUUUUACAGUCCUCUGAGAGUUUUGUCCUGCAAUCACUAAAUAUUCAAUAUUCCUGUAGUCUUCUGUUGGUAGAUUUUCAGGAAUCAGAAAUGCAGGACCAAGCUCUUAACUUUUUACAAGUUAUUCUCUCUGGUUUAUAUUGUGGAAUACCUAGCAGGUAGAAUUUGCAACAUUGCAAGAAAUAUUUCAUACUUAGCAGGAAACGUGAUCCACUUUCUGAACAAUCUACUGUGUUCUCUAUUGAAAUAUUUACUAUUGUUGCCUUUUAUGUAAAUAACUUCACUGUGAUAGUCAUACUUCUUUAUACAAUACAGCUGAAAAGAUCUUUACGUUCAGCCAUUAGCUGUUAAAUUUUUAAUGGUGACUACUGUAUGGGCAUCUUCUGUUAAAUGUUUUCUGGAAGUUAGUAAUCAUCUCAUACCUCUUAACAUUUACUGUCAUCAUACAUGGACCAUUUAGAUGGAACAGUGCAGAUUUUGGAAAUGGUGCAUUUUAUCAAAAAGCUUGUGCAAAAGGAAACCAAAAGUUUUCACAAGAUCAGCAUUCUACAGCUGUGCUGGGACCAGGACUUGGGUUUGAGCCAUUGUUGUCAUUGUCAUUCUCCAUGUGUUUGCAUGUACACCAGGCUCUGACAUGUAAACCCUAGAGUCAAAUAAAUCUUGAUUGUGAUUGUUAGAACAUCUGUACACUCAACUCUCUUCAUAUUUCCUAGAGUGAUGACCAUUCCUUGUGAAAAUGCAAGAACACAGAAGAUCCAUAAAAAUUACUUUAGGCAAGAUAAAAUGAACCUGGUAGUCUUAUGCCUCACAUUUAUACAAUGAAAUGAUGUAAAGUAAAAAAUGAUAUAAUCAUGUCACUGUGUUAUUAGAUUAUAAUCAUAACGCAGGAAAAAAUAACAGUACCAACUUCCCCCUAUCAAUAUGGUUCUUAUUUAUUUAAAAUGAAGUUCUUCUUCUUGAGCUUUCUGUUCUCAAAAACUCAAAGAUGUGCGUGCAUACAUAGAUUUGUGUAGGUAUACACACGUAUAUAUGCAUAUCUAUAUAUGUAAGAAAAAAUAUAAAACACAUUUAAACCAUCAGGAGAGGAACCUAGCUUGCCUUUUCGUGGUGUGCCUUUAAGCAAAGUGUCAUUGUCCAGACACUCUUACCUGCAUCCUUAGCAGCUAAAUUUUCCCUUUCUCUAUCUUAAACUUUUCACACCAAAAAUAAGACUUUGAUUUUGAAUAAUGUGGCUUUACAGUGUGAUAGACAGUGUAACAAAAAUUAUCACAAAUUUCGUAUUUUGUGUAUUCUGAAAACUGUAGUAAUGUGGCACCCUAAAAAUUAAUUGCUUAUCCUGAGGGACUCCAGUAAAAGGCCGUUUUAGACUAGAGCUGUUGCAGUCUGGCAUCUGAAAGCCAUCAGAAGGACAUCCUUUCUUCAAUCCUGAUGUGUCUGCAUAGAAACAACUCAAUUUUUGUGCAUAUGCAUGCACACAAGAAGAGAUUAUACAUGCAGGAAAAAAAUGUAAACACUAUGGAAUAAAACAAAUGUAAACAAGCUACUUAAAAUGGGUGAAAAAUAGCAUCUGAUGUACUGUAAACUGUGUAGAUACAGGAUGUUUGUGACCAAAGAAUACUUUCACCAAUUAAUAUGAAAUCAGUAAUGUUUCCAUUCUGUAUGGUGCACACUAUGGUCAGUGAGAGCUGCCUUUGGCUUUAGCAGCCAGAGUAUGGAGCUCUAAAUUAAUGUGCAAGCAUAGCAUAGGGAAAUAAGUUUUAUACUCAGAGAUGGACGCAACUUAUUUUUUCUUUCUUCUGUUUAUAUAAAUGAAUGAAAUCAUCCAUGUUGAUGACUGCACAUCUCUACUGGAGGAUGAGCAUCUCUAUAAAGGAAAGUCAAUAGUAUAAUAAAUAAGAUAUUUUAAAAGCAAGCCUUGCAGAAAACCUGAUAGAACUACUGACAAGUUAACCUUCAGUAAGAUUUUAACCAAGCAAUUUCUUGUUUGCUUCUGACUUUGUAUGUUUAGAUUUAGUAAGUUAAAAAAAAAUGAAAAAUCAUUGCUUAUUACUAAACAUUUGUAAUAAAAGCUAAUUUUUCAUGUAUAAUUGUUGACUUGUUGUUCAUUCUAACUGAAGCAAAAUUAUCUUAAUAGUAACCAUUAAUACUCAUUUCCAUAGUCAUCCCUCAUGCUUUUGUUUCCUUUCUAUAACACUGCAAGCCCAGCUGUGAGCGCAGAAACCCACGUCUCUCAAAGUCAACUCUGGAAAGGAUUUUUCCAGAUCACAACAUUGUUGCAAGAUCUAGAAGUCUGAGGAUCUCCAUGAAAGCAUAGCAGGCCUAAGGAAAGAAAUCCUCAGUAUUAGCAGACAUAAGUGGCUUGUGUUGCUCCUUUGUUUUUCUCAUUGCACUAAAAAAUCAAUAGGUAAUGGAUAGGCUCAAGUAGGAAAAGUAAAUACAUUUAAUGAAUUUGAUUCCAUUGCCCAUUUAUUUUCUGAUAUUUUUUUUUAAUUAUUCUCUUAAGAAUUUGCCCACAGACAUUUUCAUGAAAAAUGAACUUGUGAGCAAAACUCCUUAGUGAUCCACAGUAUGUUUGAAGUGACAAAAU
Messenger RNA from Neopelma chrysocephalum (saffron-crested tyrant-manakin), 5271 nucleotides. It is a transcript of the gene STK3, whose product is annotated as serine/threonine kinase 3. Gene Ontology annotation, cellular component: cytoplasm. The transcript is spliced from 11 exons. Gene Ontology annotation, biological process: protein phosphorylation; intracellular signal transduction; protein tetramerization. Bases 107 to 1579 code for a protein of 490 amino acids. Lineage: Eukaryota; Metazoa; Chordata; Aves; Passeriformes; Pipridae. Gene Ontology annotation, molecular function: protein serine/threonine kinase activity; ATP binding. The record is from RefSeq and is a predicted model, not a curated record.